Messenger RNA from Stegostoma tigrinum, 5734 nucleotides. RefSeq names its product TBC1 domain family, member 24 (gene tbc1d24). The transcript is spliced from 8 exons. Lineage: Eukaryota; Metazoa; Chordata; Chondrichthyes; Orectolobiformes; Stegostomatidae. The record is from RefSeq and is a predicted model, not a curated record. The coding region runs from base 363 to 2063 and encodes 566 amino acids.
CCGUUGGUGGGACAUCGAGGGACAGGCGGCGUCGGUGGCGGCGAGUGACAGACGGUGAAGACCCGACACUGGGAAGCCCGAAUUCUCUGUUCGCAGUUACACAGUGUCAGUUUGCUUGGGGUACGUUUAAAUGUAAUCUGCUCAUCAUAAGAAAACUUUGGGUUUCUCAGUUUUGAAGCAAGUGCUUGCUUUGGAUAGAAGUUAACAGCAGUUAACAACUGCCAGCAAUUAAAUAUCCUGCAUGGGAAAAUUGGGCAAUUGGAUUGGAUACUGUGAAAACCAAGUGCAGCUUGAAGAUCAAAUUCUGCCCCCGCGUCUUCAACUCUCAAAUACUGAAACAAAAGGAUCAGUGAACUUCAGCUAUGUCUUGCGUGGAGAGUGGACAGUUUGUGGAUUGGGACAAAAUUACUGACCUGGAGAAAGAUAGUCCUGUGGUCCCAUCCCGCAUAGAUAGCAACUUGUUAAAACAGUAUGCCAGACAAGGAUAUUGGGCGAAGAGCCACUCUCUAAGAACAAAAAUCUAUGAACAAAUUAUCAAAGCUGUCUCAUGCAGGACAGUGACUCCUGAUGCUGAGGUGUACAAGGAUAUUGUUGGAAAGAUCACAGGAAAAAGAAACGCCUCAACUCUGCCACUGCCAGAAUUUGUGGAUGGUAGUGCAGUGCCGAACUAUUGUCUGAACACAGACGGAAUUGUUGCAGUUAGGAAGAUUGUGGUUUGUAUUUCCAACCAGUUUCCAGACAUCUCUUUCUGUCCUGUGCUGCCAGCCAUUGUAGCACUGUUGCUACAUUACAGUAACAAUGAAGCAGACUGCUUUGAGAAGGUGUGCCGGCUCUUGGCUUGUAAUGACCGUACGAAACAUUUCAUAGAUCAGACUUUCUUGGCCUAUGAGUCCUCUUGCAUGACCUUUGGAGACCUAGCCAACAAAUACUGCCAAGGUGCCCACAAGCUGAUAGUGAGUGCUUCAGAGGAUGUCCUGGAGGUUUACUCUGAUUGGCUGCGUUGGAUUUUUGGAGACCUGCCCUUUAACUACGCAGCCCGCGUGUUGGAUAUUUUCUUUGUCGAAGGAUUUAAGGUACUUUACAGGGUAGCACUGGCUCUCCUCAAGUUUUUCCGAAAAGUCAGAAUCAGACAGUCUGAAAAAUCUGCUGACAUUCGAACUGAUAUACAGAACUUCAUUCAAGGAAUUGCUGAGCACGUCCCAGUUGAAAAGCUGUUGGAUAAAGCGUUUUCUAUUCGCCUAUUCUCAAGGAAGGAGAUCCGUUUACUUCGAGAUGCCAAUGAAAAAGCACUGAAGCAAAAAGGCAUCACUGUAAAUCAGAAGAGACACAAUGUUCAUCUAGCAGUAAAUGUUGAAAAUUUCAAAUCUGAAAUUGUCAGUGCAAAGGAGAUGAGAGAAAUCUGGUCCUGGAUCCCAGAACGAUUUGCCCUUUGCCAGCCAAUGUUGAUUUUCAAUACCUCAGACGAUGGUUAUAGCCUGACUAGAUUUUAUGCUCGCUGUGAGGGCUAUGAACCAACUAUCAUUCUCAUCAAAACAACUGAGGCUGAGGUUUGUGGUGCUUACCUGUCAACAGAUUGGAGAGAACGGAGGCGAGGAGGAAACAAGCUAAGUUAUUUUGGCACAGGGGAAUGUUUUGUGUUUAAGCUACAACCUGAAAUGGAAAGAUAUGAAUGGGUUAUCAUUAAACAUCCAGAAAUGGAAGCUUCUAAAAGCCUUCUGGAUGCUUGCCCAGAGUCACCACUGCAGUCUGGUUUCUUGGACACACAAAUCCCCCAGGAGCAGAGUCAGCUUAAUUCAUCUGAGGAACCCUCAGACAGAUUAUCGCCCUUUCUCGCCACGCGUCAUUUCAAUUUGACAUCGAAAGCUACUUCAAUGUUCAUGACUGGAAGUGCAGAAUCCAUUAUAGUUGGUGGUGGCAGCUGCCCUGCAUUGUACAUCGAUGGAAACCUGAACCAUGGCACGACAGGACGCUCCAGUACGUUUGAUAAUCUUCCUCUGUGUUCAGAAACUUUCCAGAUUAGUGUACUGGAAGUUUGGAGCUUUCAAGACAUCAUGCCUAAUUGAGGACAUUAUUCUAUUGUGAAGAUUCUGUUCAAUUACCCUAUUCCUUUUGGUCAGGUUCUGGUGUUGUCCAAUGAACUAGAUUCCUUUUGAAGGUGAGAGUCCUUGUUUCUGUUAGUAGAGUAUUAUUUUACUACUUGAGAGUAGGAAAAUUAAACAACCCUUGGAGAGGAGGCAGUGACCAAAUCUUCUACAACUACAUCAUGUGUGUUUGUGACUUGAAUUCCAUUAAUCAUGUACCUAGCUAUAGUAAAUAUUUCAUUCAUGUAUAUCCCUCAGAAAGGAAGCUAUGUUGUCUUGUGAAGUAACUCGGUGUUUCUGCUAAACAUUGAAAACUAGUAUGUCGUUCUAAUACUUCUAAAUUAAAUGUUUUUAAUAUGUUUAUCAUGAUACAAUGGGAAAUUGGGUUUCCUUGUGACACUGCAAACCAUCAGAUCAUAACACUGAGCUCUGGUGAUUUGAUCUUGAGUUUGUCUCAAAGAAGUCUACAUUUUAGUGAAGAUAAACCCUAACUCUUCUACUUGGAGUAGCUGCUGUUUAGAGGGAAGUGACAAGUCAAAAGGGGAUUCGUCUGUACACAGUGUUAGAAGUGCUUGUUUUAAUCUAAUUGGCUUACCACUCUACAGACUACAUAGCUCCCAGCGACUCUUGAUUGUUUCACGUGUUAGUUCAGUAUAGAUUUAUGUUGCUCUUUUUAAGCAAAAUGAAAUUGAUAGAACAGACUGCAUGUUUUUUUAAAGCCUCACUCUCUCAAUUCAGGCAUUGACCUUUGAGGAGGCAAGUAGUUUGACAGAUCUUUACAUGGUUCAAACUGAACUCGUUCUCUUCUUUCAACAAUUAUACCCUUAGCCAGCGUGGUCAACUUCUAAAUUCCACGUAGAUACAGAGAUUCCAUGCUAAGGAACAGUCCUCUUAGUGUCAAUUUGGCCCAGAUUAGCUGUUUCCCUGGCUGGGAAUGAAACUAGUACUUCUGACCUGUGUGGUCAAGCUACUAACUCAGGGAACCUGGCAUUGCAUAUCUUUUAGUAAAAUUUUUAAAAUUCUGCAUGAAUAGUGGAAUUGCAGAAGUGUAUACAACAAUCAAGGAUUUAUUUUGCAGUAUUCUGUAUAUAAUUAUUUUUAAGUAUAAAAUAUAGUCCUCAGUAUUAAUACUAAAUUCUUAGAAGCAGCUGCUUCUUUGUUUACAUGCAGUAGCCCAGUGUCUCCUUGAUCCCAUAUCUCUAUUUUGAUUAUAAAAGAUCUGUGUUAGUUUGGAAACUUGCUCUACCUAACCCUGGUGGAGGGAAUUAUACUUUGCACCAUCAGGCGGGUAUGAAUUUUUAUUGCACUUGGGAUAGUAAAUGUCCAUGGCACAGAUGUUCUUUCAGUUUCUUAAAGGAGAUAUUCAGAGUUUUAAUGAUAUUUAAAAAUGCCAAUUCAGAGUGAAGUUUACAUAAAUAAGUUGCUUUUCCUGUUUUGCAUUUUAAGCAUUCCAACUCAUUCCCCACCCCUGCCAAUUCUAGAAAAAUGAAUUGAAACAUCAGCUAUAACAGAUUAGAAGUUAAAACAGCUGACUGUGUAUUUACUGUUUGAGGACACUGUGCUUGCAGGAAAUUCUCCACUAAGAGCCUGUUUACAAUUUACUGACUCCUGUAAAAUGUUGGAUAGAAAAAUGUUCUCCAUACAUAUUUGUGCUUUAAUAUUUUCAGUGCAAUUUUAGGGCCACAUUUGUCUCUUGUUAGUGAAUUAUUCACUUGCAGUGCCAAGAGGGGCUGGUCCUUGGAUUGUAGGCCUUGCAAAACUUCCCGAUAGUGCCAUCAAGACGACAGAAUGCUUAAACAAAAAAGUGGGUAUCCGGCUUCAGUGUUUUCAUGAACUUACUCACUCAAAACUGUAUGUGUAGAAAUAUGGUUAGAUUGAACCCAACACAAUUUACCAAAGUUCAAACAAUGAUUCAGUAAUUGAUAAUUUGAAUUGAUUGGAUGUAGUCAAAUGGUCAUGAAAAGCAAUCAGAGUAAUAAACGAUUGAGGUUUCAUUGUAGUCAAGCUUUAAUGUAUGAAGUAACUUGCAUCUGAUCCACUGGAGAGAAUGGCAGCUGACUGUAGUCAUUGCACUUGGCUAGAGAAUGUACAGACCCCAACACCCCUAUUAGUCUGUUAAAUCUUGGGGCCAGUUCUGCAGAAAUUGCACUUUCUAAGCAGUGUUUAGCCAGCAGUCUCCAGACUAAACACCUCUCAUCUCGCACUUUUUCUUUAUGUUUGAAUAAUGAGUUUCAUUUUUAGAUACAGAAUUUGAAGUUUAUGCAGUUUAGGUUACAUUUCAAAACUAACAUUUUUAGAGUGUGAAUUGGUGGUGUUUUGUGUUGCUCAGUUUCAAGUGGAACUAACUUAAUUUAAAUUGAACUAAGAUUUAAAUAAUUCCAAACUUUCUUGUUUAAGCUUCUAAAUCUUCAGAGCUAUGGUGCAAUGCGGUUGAUCCUUAUCUUAGGUAAGGGUUCAUUUCAUCUAAGUGUGCAAUAUAUUUGAUCUUUGAACCAUAUCUUCAGAAAUUUGAUGUAAGGAACUUUAAACCAUGCACCGUGCUGGGAUGUUUACUGUGUAAUGGUCCACUCAAACUGCUCAGUUGUCAGAAGAGUGCCAGGAAUAAGCACAGAGUAUGGUGUCUAGGGGAAAAUAGGAACAUUUGGUUCCACUUUCACUAUCAAGGCAUUCUGUUUCUGUAUAACUGUAAUGUGCAGUGCAACUUUGUCUGUGGUUCAAUCUGAUUGUAAUGCUAUUGUGAAAGUAAUCUCUAAGGUGCAUUGUAUUACAUAUAUACAUACUUAACAAAUUUAAAUUUAGUAUUAUAUGUGGAAUCAUGUACUCUCUUAAGUAAGAGACAAAAAGGCAUAGUUUUGUAUUAAGAAGUGCUGAAAUCUUUAGUUGGAAGUGUGUUGACCCCAUUCGUGGUCUGUUAGCUCCUGCUGCACAGUACUUGAGCCAUACUUUGGUAUGGUAACAAAACAAUGGCUGCUGCCCACAUUUCCCUUGGGCUCCUGGCCUGUAAUGUUCUAAGCUCCCUCUGCACUGUGACACGCCAGACUGGUUCAGCUGUAAAGAAGUGUGGCAGUAACAUCAACAGUGUCAACUGCUGAUGCAUGCGCCAUUCUAUAGCUAACCAUGCCAAUGCAGCGACCUAGAUUUACUGUGAAGGUGCAUCAUUGUCCAUCACAGUGGAUGAUGGAAGGAGUAUGAUGGCCAACUCUGGGUGGUCUACAGACCAAGUGCAGCUAGCUCAAUCUGUAGUGGCAUUAUCUGCUGUCCCAGCCAGCCACAGAAACUAAAGGAUCCAGCGGAAAAUGGGGUGUCUGUUUAUUUUGCAAGAUAUGUUUUACUCUUACGCUAUCAUAUUCAUAUACUUAUUCUGUAUGAUGAACUUUGAAGGUCGCAUAUCUAUUAAACCAAGCAUGCAUUUUUGUACUGUACCCUUUAACUUGAUGGUUGACUAUGUUCUGGGGUUCCUAAGUGUAAGAGCUGUGUACAAUGAUGGAGUAAAAUUCCUGCUGUUCUGUGGUAUGCAAAGCACUAUAGUGUCAUAGUUGAGUUUUUAUUUUCAGAUAUCAUUACAACAGUGUUGGAAUCAAUCUCGUGGCAGUGACCUGCAGCAGUCUUCAAAAUGUCAUUGUCUGUUUUACAAGCUGAAAUUAAAUACGUAU